Gadus morhua (Atlantic cod) is the source of this 3492-nucleotide messenger RNA. Its product is annotated as centriolin. The transcript has 13 exons. The record is from RefSeq and is a predicted model, not a curated record. Bases 381 to 1733 code for a protein of 450 amino acids. Lineage: Eukaryota; Metazoa; Chordata; Actinopteri; Gadiformes; Gadidae.
UCAUUCAAAGAAAGAGGGAAGUAGUUGUGUUCAGAAGAAGUGAAGUCAUUAACAGAUACGGGGAGAGAGAGAUAGAGAAGAUAGGGCAUACAUAUAAAGAGAAAGUAAAUAUAGGAGUGAGUGCUGUUCAUCCGAGUGAAGUUUAGUCUGUAGAGCUGUAGCACCAAUUGAGUCAUCUUUAGUUAACUGUAGAGCUGGGUGAGGAGGAGGAGGAGGGAUAUGCAGCGUGUGAUGCCAUGAGUCCUGUGCUGCUGUCUCUGGAGUAGACAGAGCAGCACAACAGAGGAGACCAGAACCAGGUCCUAUUCUUCUGUUCUGACCGCUACAAGGUUCUCUGUGCUGUGGUUGACCGCUGUCUGUGUCUGACCCCACAUUGGCCCAUGGGACGAACCGUUCACCAAUCAGAGUGCGUUGUCUUGAUGGCCAUGAUGACGAGCGAGAAGCAUCAAGAGUUGGAGGUUCGUCUUGAGGACAUGCUGUCGCGCAUCGCCAUGGAGACACUGGAGAUUAAACAACUGGAGCAGCAGCUGACUGAAGGCCAGAUCCUGGUGAAUGAGGCUCUCCAGGUGGACUUGCAGGGAAUCAUCUCUGGGAUUCAAGAAUACAUUGGGGGGCUCAGACAGCAGGUCUGUCAGGCUCAGGAUGAGGCUCGCUGCUUGGGGAUACAGAACCAGGCUCUGCAGCGCCAACUGGACGCUGUUAAGCUCCACUGCAGGCGGUUGGAGACAGAAGCCAGGACACACAGACAGCAGUUUCAGGAUGGUCUGGACCAGUUGUUACAGGCUCUGAUCAGCGGACAGGAUUGCUUCAGCUCCCAUGGCCUGGAGGACCUGUUUAGUGACAGGCUGAGGCAGAUGUACCAGGGCAUCCAGCAAUAUGUAGCAGACCAGAUCCGGAGGGCCCAGGAGCAGAGCCAGCACACCAAGGACCAACAGGUCCGAGACCAACACAUCCAGGGCGAGAGGCUGCGGGCGGAUUCACAGGGAGCGUGCGAGGCCCUACUCAACUCCCAGGCCCAGGUCCAGAAUCUCCAGCACAUGAUGGCAGAGGUGCUGUCCAGGAGAGAGAAGUGCAGCAAGUCCAUGUCUGAGUCCCAACGACACACAGACCUGACGAUAAGGUGGACAACACAACAGCUCCGGGCCCUCUCUGAUACUUUAGAACAACUGGAACCACAUCAGGAGCCUCCGGACUCUGGCUUGGGGCUGCACUACCUCAGUUCACCUGAAGGGGGGCGCUCUGACAUAAAGGUGCCACCACGUUUGGACCACUACAGUGUUGAUGACAACCCUACAGACACUGAUGCAGGGAAAGGCGGAGCUACAGGCCUCCCUGCUGGGAUAGCAGACAGCCAGGAGCCCCUCUGUGGUUGUUCCCCUUCUCCAGCCUGUAAUCUUCCAGAGCACACAGACCUGAUUGACAGAUUAGAGGAGCAGAGGAAGAGGUUGGAAGAGGAGAGGAAGAUGAUCCAUCUGGGCAGGAAACCGCUCAGGUGUGUGUGUCUGUGUGAGGAGGUGCAGUGUGUGGAACACACUCUGUUAAAAAGGAGAGCAGAACUUAGACAGGCAGAUCGACGCCUGAUGGAUGCACAAAGCUGUCUACACAAUACCAGACACAAGGCCAGAUGUGUGCAGAGGCAGCUGGUGUUGUCUCAGUCAGAGCUGGAGGGGCUGAAACACAGACUGGACGAGAGCGCUACCUGUCUCCUGCAGACCAAACAGCAGCUCUGGUGAGCAUCCAUAAAACACAAGUCAGCUCAUCCAGGGAAUUGAGUUGCAGACGGAGGCGGAGCUUCAGCAGGUGAAAGGGAGGAGGAGUAGGGGAAAGAGACGAUGAAGAACGGAGACACAGGUGCGACUCACGCACACAGCUCACGUCCAGUUUCCUGGUUUUAAAACGCAGAACCUUUUGAAACCGACCUUUGGUUAUCAACCUUUUCUUUGCUCAUAUUAAAAUAUACAACCAGGAAUCUUGAUGUGAGGUAAAGCCUCUGCAAACCAAUGCUGUAGCGCCUCAGGGUUACCAAUAUGGUAAGUGGACUACAUUUAUAUAGCGCUUUUCUAACCAGUCGCGACUCAAGGCACUUUACAUUAUUGAUAGUCUCGCAAAGCCAGACCAAACUACAGCAAGUAGAAUGGUCUGGAACCACGCUUUUUAGAGCCGUCUAUCCGGGGGGAAACUGGGCUGGCCUGUAUAUAUUUCUUUAAACCAAUCACAAUCGUCUAGGGCGGGGCUAACCCCUGGAAGCUGCAGCGGUGUCCAUGCAAAAUAGUGCCAGGGGGGAAAUUAUUUAGAUGGAACAUCUUGACGUUCAGAGGCUGUCAGAGAGAUGGCUCAAUCCCAACCGCAAACGCCACAAAAAACGAUUAAAGAUGUAUGUCGCCUAUGUGAAGAUCCUUUUAUAGAUAAAAAGAACAAACAUCGUUUAUUUCUUUCUCACAAUGAUGUCAAGACACCAUACACUUUGGCACUUGAGGAGCUCACGGGACCUAUCAAAACGACAGACGUUUUAACAUUUAUAUGUUAAAACGGCAAGAACAUCUUUCUUCCUCAGCAAAUGCUGUAAGCAAAUCUUUUGAAGUUCUUUGCAAUUUUCGACGGAAAGAGCCAAACAUGCUAGCUUUACAGCGCCGUCAAAGUCCUCGCCAUACUGCUUAGAGUCCGAGUUUGAGGGGGAGCACAAUACGGGAAAGCCAGCAACAGGAAAGGGAGGAGUAGCGGUGGAAUCCGACGCUGAACUAUAGACGCUCUGUCCAUUUUCGCUCAGCCAGAGUACAUUAUUGACAACAUUCAUCCAUUCAUGCACACACCGACGGUGGUGUCAACCAUGCAAGGUGACAGCCAGCUCGUCGGGAGCAGUUAGGGUUAGAUGCCUUGCUCAGGGACACCUCAAAACUCAGCUAGGAGGAGCCCGGGAUCGAACUAGCAGCCUUCCGGUUACCAGCCAACCCGCUCUACCUCCUGAGCCACAUGCCACGCCUUUGCACACAGCCGGGUGUUUCUAUGUAGACAGUAUGAUGAGUGCAUCACACGUUCAUCCCCCGACCACUGGACUACCUUGCAGCUGAGGAAUGGAAUGUGUUGCUGGACUGGACAAAGGGUUUUCUAUGUAUAUAUGACAAUGACAAUCAAGAAGUGACUCUGAAAAGAAAGUCAUCGUUGGGGUGAAAAGUAGUGUAAACCGGACUGCUCUGUACUCAAUGAAACAUAGGCGGAAUGGUCCGGAUGGUGGUGGUCACACAACUCCAUCAUUGUCGGCGUAGUUUCAACUCAGUAUCCACCUCUGACUGCCUUUCAGGAUACGUUACUCACUCACAUGAAUGUUCGCCUUCUUUACGUAAACCGGCCACUCAUUUAACCAUGUUACUGUAAACACCUAUUGUUUUUCUAUGGAGGACCGUCUAUGUAACAGUACAACUUGCCCCAUGUAAACCAACACUGAGGGCAAAGUUUAUUGCAAAUUUUACUUCAAAUAAAACACUAUUGAAUUAA